AAGAGAGCUAAAACCCCAGCUGUACAACAAACGACACAGAAAACCUACCACCAGAAGAAACCAACCAUCAGUAACAAGAAGAAUAUCAGUAAAAAGAUUCAAAAUUUAGGGACCGGAAUAAGAAAAUACCUAACAAGGAAGGAGUGAGAGAUGAGGAAGAUCCCAAAACGCACGAUUGGUCUUGGCUUCAUCUUGGGGGUCCCUGUACCUGUCGCUGUCUCCUUCUCCGUUUCAGUCUGGGCCAUCAUUGAACAAAGAUCCCUGUUUUUGCUAUAACUUCAAAUUCGACCAUCAGAAGAAGCUCCAAGAACUGGAAGAAGCCAUCAGGAACCAAAGUUGCAGAGAACGCUGCGAAGCUAAUGCGAGUUUAUGACGUGGCAUAACGUUAUUCGUUCAAGCUGAUUUGUCGCGUCCACUGCUCUUCCGAGAAAUAAAACGACGUCGUUUGAGACCCGAAACCAAACUACUGCUAUAAUGGUGUAGCUCUGUGAAGCUUCAUGCACUUUCAAUGGCUAUCUCUCCCUUAAAUCUUUACUCUCUUAAUUGCGGCAAAAGAUCUCUCUCCGUUUUCAAUCCAGAAACGCCGUGUAUUGCCACAAGAACUGAUUCCCAAUUCAAAUUCCAAUUCCCUCUAAAUUCUUCUUGCAGAAUCAGAUAUCGCGGCUUUAAAUUCCCCUGUAAAGCAUUAGGUAUCCAGCUGGAUGAACCACAGGAAAACAGAGAUACCAGGAAUGUGAAAUUAUUGGAAAAUUUUCAAAAUUUUAUUAGUUUCAUAGGCUCCCUUUUGCCCGGCGGCAGUUGGUGGAGAUUGUGUGAUUCUAAGGAAGAAGAGGGUGGCGCAGGGAAUCCGGUUACAGUGAGGGAUGCUCUUCUUCGAAUGUGGGAAUUGCUUGGAAAUGACCAGUGGAUUAUGUAUGGGGCAUUUGCUUCGUUAAUUACUGCUGCUGUUUCAGAGAUAACAAUGCCAAGUAUUUUGGCUGCUUCUGUCUUUUCUGCACAGAAUGGUGAGGCCAUGGCGUUCUCUAGGAAUGCACAUUUGUUGGCGAUGUUGUGCUUGACUUCAGGAAUAAGCAGUGGUUUGCGAAGUGGAUGUUUUGCAAUUGCAAAUAUGAUUCUGGUUAAUCGUCUCAGAGAAACUUUAUAUUCAGCUCUUAUUUUUCAGGAUAUAUCCUUUUUUGAUACAGAAGAAGUUGGUGGCUUGACAAGCAGGCUAGGGUCAGAUUGUCAACGACUUUCACAUGUUAUUGGAAAUAAUAUCCAUUUGAUAGUACGCAAUGCCCUUCAGGGGACAGGUGCUUUGAUCAAUUUACUGUGUUUAUCUUGGCCUCUUGCAUUGUCAUCACUUGUCAUAUGCUCUGUUCUGGCUAUUGUCUUUCGUAUUUUUGCCAGGUAUCAGAAGAUAGCUGCCAAAUUGAGUCAGGAUGCCACUGCUUGUGCCAAUGAGAUUGCAGAAGAGACGCUCUGCUUGAUAAGAACUGUCAGGGUUUAUGGAACUGAGAGAAAAGAACUUGGAAGGUACAAGCAUUGGUUGGAGAAGUUAGCUUUUAUUAGUUUUCGAGAAAGUGUGGUUUAUGGAUUCUGGAAUAUGAGCUUUCACACCCUUUAUCGUUCAACUCAGGUUUUAGCAGUGUUGUUAGGAGGAAUGUCAAUUACGACAGGUCGUGUAUCAACUGAACAACUUACAAAAUACAUAUUAUACUGUGAGUGGCUAAUUUAUGCAACUUGGAGGGUGGUGGACAACAGCUCAUCAUUGCUGCAGGCCAUUGGAGCAAGUGAAAAAGUUUUCCAGUUAAUACAGCUCUCACCCAGCAACCAAUUCCUGUUCAACGGCAUGAAAUUGCAAAGGCUAAUGGGACAAAUCCAUUUUGUAGAUGUAUCUUUUCACUAUCCUUCAAGGCCAAAAGUACCCAUUCUAGAACACUUGCACCUUUCUAUAGAAGCAAAUGAAGUGGCUGCACUGGUUGGACUCAGUGGCAGUGGAAAAACCACGCUAGUUAAUCUCUUGCUUCGUCUUUAUGAACCAAUUAAUGGUCAGAUUUAUGUCGAUGGUUUUCCUCUGAGAGAAUUGGAUAUGAGGUGGCUCAAAGAAAACAUAGGAUAUGUUGGACAGGAGCCAGAGCUCUUCCACGCUGAUGUCAAGUCAAACAUUACAUAUGGAUGCCAUCGAGACAUUAAGCAGGAAGACAUAGAAUGUGCUGCAAAGCUAGCCCAUGCUCAUCAAUUCAUUUUAUCACUUCCUGAUGGUUAUGGAACCCUUAUUGAUGAUGACUUGCUAAGUGGUGGACAGAAGCAGCGAAUUGCUAUUGCAAGAGCCAUUCUUAGGAACCCUGUGAUUCUGAUUUUUGAUGAAGCUACAAGUGCUCUGGAUCCAGAAAGUGAACACUAUUUCAAGGAGGUUCUUCAAGCGUUCAAAAAUGAGGACAAGGAAAAGAGAACUAUCAUUGUCGUCGCACAUAGGCUUUCUACCAUAAAAGCUGCUGAUAGGAUCAUUGUAAUGGAUGGGGGCCGAAUUGUGGAGAUGGGUAACCACAGAGAACUUCUACUCAAAGAUGGAUUGUAUUCACAGUUAAUCAAACAAGAAUCAGAAUUUUUGGACUAGCCAAAUAACGCAGAACUCAGAAUUGGUGAACACUGUAUUGAUUUCAUCUAAGAUGCUUUUGGUCAAGUGGAAAUAUCAGUUUUGCGAUCUUUAACAUGAAACAUGAAAACUACAAAAUGGAUUACAACAAAAUCAACAAACAACAAUACCAGUUUACCAGGCAGUGGAAAAAGGAGAAUGGGUGGGUAAAAGGGGUCCUAGAUAGAAAGUCAGAAAGGCAAUAAUCAAAGUUGCUCAAGGAGCUUGCUGGUGAGGAAGACUUUUUACUUCCUCAUUUGUUCCUUUCAUUGCUUUCUUGUAUCUCCCCUCCAUAUUACCAGAUGGCUUAUCUACCAAGAAUAUAUAUUUUAUAAUAAAUUAGAAAAGUAUAAAUCUCUGCAUAAA
Messenger RNA from Hevea brasiliensis (rubber tree), 2983 nucleotides. Its product is annotated as ABC transporter B family member 26, chloroplastic. Bases 509 to 2599 code for a protein of 696 amino acids. Gene Ontology annotation, molecular function: ATP binding; ABC-type transporter activity; ATP hydrolysis activity. Gene Ontology annotation, biological process: transmembrane transport. Gene Ontology annotation, cellular component: membrane. Lineage: Eukaryota; Viridiplantae; Streptophyta; Magnoliopsida; Malpighiales; Euphorbiaceae. The transcript is spliced from 17 exons. The record is from RefSeq and is a predicted model, not a curated record.